GCCAUUUACUAUUCUAGGUCUUUAGCUUCAAAUAUUUUCACUCCCAGCAUUCAAGGAUUCUUCGUUUUUCAGAUAUCGAGAUGAUCUCAGCAGAUGUUCUCGUUGUCGGAUCUGGCCCGGUUGGCCUCUGGGUUGCGUUUGAAUUACGUCGUGCAGGCGUAGAUGUUCUGGUGGUCGAUUCCAUCAGCGCAAGAGAUUCGAGAAACAAAGCAUCCAAAGCACUCGUUACAUCUGCAUCAACCUUAGAGAUUUUCCACUUACGCAACGUGGUCGACCAGUUCCUAAAUCAGGGUAUAGUGCAGUCUGCUACGCAUUUUGCAGGACUUGACACCUUGCUCAAAUUGAACGAGAAUGUGCUUGGGACGAAAUACAGCCAUGGCCUCAUUAUCCCGCAGAGUCGCAUCGAGAACAUUCUUUUGGAUCUUUGUGAGACCGCUGGAGUGAGGUUUGAGUGGGGAUUGGAAUUUUGCGGUAUCGAACAAACCCCCGAUGAAGUUGUUGCUACGGCGGACAGGAAAGCAGUGGUUACGGAUGAUCAGUCUAGCACAGUCAGAAUUCGUGCCUCUUGGCUGGUGGGCUGCGACGGAACUCACAGCAAGGUGCGUCAAGCAUCGGGAAUAGCCUUCGAAGGAACCCCUAGCCUUUUUACUGGCAUGCUGGCGGAUGUUCGUAUCACCCAGCCAGUACCGUUGGGAUACAAAAUGUCGGCUAGUCAUUCUGGGGGUGCGAUGGUCGUCCCUCUAGGUGAUGGGAUACAUCACAGGGUGAUUGGUAUCUUGAAGGGCUCACGAGAGAAGCCGCCUUCCGAGCCCUUAUCUAUGAACGAGAUUCUCGAGUGUCUGAGAGAUACAUUUGGAUCAGAUAUCGGCGCUCAUAGUCCAAUAUGGCUCUCACGCUUUGGUAGUGCUUGCCGUACCGCGCAAUCAUUUCGAGACCGGAGAGUCUUUUUAGCAGGUGAUGCUGCCCACCAGUUGUUUCCUGCUGGCGGCCAAGGAUUAAACAUUGGCUUCCAAGACGCAACUAAUCUAGCAUGGAAACUUUCUUGGGCUUUGAAAGGCGAUCUCAAGUCUCUUGCCUCGUAUGAGCGAGUGCUUACUUCAUACUCUGAUGAGCGACGAACAGUUGUUCUCGACACCUUGAGCAACAUCCAAGCACAGGCGCUUCUUGUCUCCGCUGACUCCGAGCCAGUGUAUGCCAUGCGCAAGGUUUUUGCGGAGGCGAUCAGGGAAAGUGAACAGUUGAACACACUCUGGGCUCGCAGAAUAUCAGGCUUCGGUGAACCUAGUGAGCCAUUCACUAAAACCGGGAACACCUCUUCGAAUGAGCUCAUCGGCACACGGCUCUCACAUCUCAUCCUUAAGGAUAACCCGGAAAUAAAAGCCCAGGCGUUCCAUCAAUUACUAUCCGCAAUACUACAGCACAGAUUUGUACUCAUCCUGCGCAGUGAGAAUGAGUCCCAGGGUACUCCCGAUACAGCAACAAAGGCAAAACAAGCUCUUCGAAAAAUGGUUGAUAGUAAAUGGGAAAAAUACACCACCGUAGUUGAGUGUGCUACCCAAGCAUCGCAUGCUAAAUGGGUUGGGAUCCUGGCUGUGCUGAUCCGCCCUGACUCCUAUAUCGCAUGGGUAGGCUCUACCAGUCAGGCUGAGGAUGAGCUUCUGGGAUCCCUGGAGAUGGAGUUAAAGUGGUGGUGUGGUUCUCAUUCUUAACUUCUACAGUAUCGCUUUCUGUAACUAACUGUAUAACGCAAUUUCCCGGCAUAGACGAGGUAACCACAGCAGGGUGUUUGAUGGCGUAGUCUUAUUAUGCUUAGAACAAAGCCUGAGAGGAUAGAUCAUGAGGCUUUAUUAGGCGCUUGGUAAAGAGGGAAAGGAGGUUUUAUGGUAGGC
This is a messenger RNA of Talaromyces proteolyticus, 1889 nucleotides long. RefSeq names its product FAD binding domain-containing protein. Lineage: Eukaryota; Fungi; Ascomycota; Eurotiomycetes; Eurotiales; Trichocomaceae. Gene Ontology annotation, molecular function: FAD binding. The record is from RefSeq and is a predicted model, not a curated record. The coding region runs from base 81 to 1709 and encodes 542 amino acids. The transcript has a single exon.